GGUCAAAAUAUCCAGAUGUGAGGCCAUGGACUCAGAGGCAGUGGUGCGCUGUCUGCGAAGCAAGAGUGAAGAGGAGAUUCUGGCUCUUAACAAGGUUUUCAAGAUUAUUCCCGGUGUGGUGGAUGGGGCAGUCCUACCCAGGCACCCCCAGGAGCUGUUGGCCUCUGUGAACUUUCACCCUGUCCCCAGCAUCAUUGGUGUCAACAAUGAUGAAUAUGGCUGGAUCAUCCCCUCGAGCAUUAGCACCGCUGACUCAUGGAAGAAAAUGGACAGACAGACUGUGCAGACUGUCUUGCAGAGAAGGUCAGAACGUAUGAGGUGGCCUCCUGUGUUUAGUGACCUGUUGAUCGAAAUCAUAUAA
Molecule: messenger RNA, 361 nt
Organism: Nannospalax galili (Upper Galilee mountains blind mole rat)
Lineage: Eukaryota; Metazoa; Chordata; Mammalia; Rodentia; Spalacidae
Product: cocaine esterase-like
Exons: 4
Coding region: 26-361 (111 amino acids)
Cellular component (GO): intracellular membrane-bounded organelle
Molecular function (GO): carboxylic ester hydrolase activity
Source: RefSeq, a predicted model, not a curated record